Grammomys surdaster is the source of this 711-nucleotide messenger RNA. RefSeq lists its product as uncharacterized. NCBI's taxonomy places the organism in Eukaryota, Metazoa, Chordata, Mammalia, Rodentia, Muridae. Gene Ontology annotation, cellular component: synaptonemal complex. The record is from RefSeq and is a predicted model, not a curated record. Gene Ontology annotation, biological process: meiotic cell cycle; spermatid development. The coding region runs from base 1 to 711 and encodes 236 amino acids. The transcript has 8 exons.
AUGCCACCGAAGGGGAAGAAGGCUACAAGCAAAACUGCAAAGCGCCCAAGGGAUUCUUCUGAUUCCCAAUCUGAUGAUGACAUCCCGUACAAUGUUCCCCACAAACCAGAAACAUCCGUGAUUGUUAUCAGUGAUGAGGACAGUGCUUCAUCAGAUCAAGAUGAUCAGCAGACAAGGGAAUCGGUUCAGAAGAUGAUGCAUGACCUUCAAGGUAACUUUACAAAGUCCUACCUUGCAAAGAGAAAGCAGUUUCGUCAAGAUAUAAGAACAUCUAUCGAUAUUUUGAAUGAAAAACUUGUGCGUAUUUUUAGAACACAACAAACGGAAAGGGAGAUGUUUCGUGCCAGAUAUUCUAAGAUGUCUGAGCCUUUGCUCCAACAGUGGGAAAAGGAUGUGAUCAAAGUUGGGCAAGAAGAAGACAGUUUUGUUAAUUCAUCCCAUCAACAUGCAGAGACUUUGUAUAACACUACAAUGGCGCAGAGAACAGCCAUGGAUGAAGCAAAAACUAUUUCUGACCAGUUUCUAAAGAAUAUACAAGACCUGGAGAACGAACACAAAAUUCUUGAUACUGUUGAGCAAAACAGAUUGGAAAAUGAAAUGGAAAUCCUGAGGAAUAAAGUUGUGACAGAAAAUCAACAACAAGACUUGGCAGCUAUAGAAUCGUGUCUUCAUUCUCUGUUCUCCGAGGAUAUUGAAGAAGAUAAGCUGUGA